AUGUCAUCUACGAGCACUUUCCGACCUAAGCAACCCCCUCCUCCUGGACAAAUCGUCCUAUCUCUCACUCAAAAGUCGUCUCUGCCGCCCUUUCCCCCAGAUAUAGGGUUUACAAGCCCUACCAAGCGUGUCUUGUCCACGCAGAUCUUCCCUCCAUCUGGCUUUCCAGCCCUAUUUCAUCUUUUCUUCCUCCCUCUUCCCGACUCGAGCGGCUUCGCUAUCGACAUCAAGGACCCACUUGUGGAAAGCAAAGCCACCAAUAGGCUUGGUGGUGAACGGCGCUCAAGCGGUGUCGGCUGGCGUAGAAGCUGUCGUGGUCGUCGCAAAGACAGAGGAGAAUGUGGUCUGGAGCGCGCGAACGAAAGGCGGGGAACUCUAGCAUAUUGUAAACGUUUAGCUACGUAUCCAAUAUCCCCGUCAACACAUUCCUCGCAUUCUUCCAACCAAAAUAGCGCCCCCAAAUUGGAGAGCAUCGUCCCCCAGUCUCCUUUCUCGAAAAAAUCCCACAACACAACCCCAAUCGAACCUCACUUAUGUCCUCAUACCCCACAUCCGUAUUGA
Mycena indigotica is the source of this 561-nucleotide messenger RNA. RefSeq lists its product as uncharacterized. The record is from RefSeq and is a predicted model, not a curated record. NCBI's taxonomy places the organism in Eukaryota, Fungi, Basidiomycota, Agaricomycetes, Agaricales, Mycenaceae. The coding region runs from base 1 to 561 and encodes 186 amino acids. The transcript has 2 exons.